CCUUGUUACUGUCAGUACAUACUUAUAUAGAAAUGAUACUAUAUCAUAAAUAGCUCUCUCAGCUGAUCGCAUGAUAUAUUUUGCCAGUUAUUGGUGACUAAAAUGUAUCGCAUUUAAAAAAUAGUGAAAAUUUUAGAAAUUUUAGUGUACAAAGUAUGUGGAAGUAUUCGGAGUUUCGUUAGUAUCCAUAGUUGUAGUGAACAUUUUCGACAAAAUAAAAACAUUUGUGGAUUUAAGUUAACAUUGGAUUGGAUAUUAAAAGAUUUAUUAACAAAAAAAAUCACACAGGUGUUUUUUUACCUCACCCGUCUGGAAGGUAAACAAUGGGGUCCAAAAAGGAUCCGAUGUCAUUAGAUCAGUGUUUAGGAGCCAUAAAACAAAAACAGAAUGCUGUUCAAGACAUCCCAUUUCGUCAUAAUCAGAUUGGAGUACAACAACAACUUGAGACUUUACAAGGCGAGGCUGAGGGCAUCAGACCACUAAAACGCAAAGUUGAUGAAUUUCGAAAAUCUAAGAAACACACAAAAGAAGUUCCAGUUUUGGAGGCAGAAUUUGCUUUAUUAGAGGACCAGGCUCAUCAGAAAAAAAGAUGUUUGGAGACAGUGUUGUAUGUCAGUGAAGUAGAGAAUCUCUUCCAGAAUGUACAGACGGAUUUUGAAGAGAGAGCACUAUACCUCACAGAGAGGAGGGGCGUGUUUGACAGCAUAUAUAGGCGGGAACAUAUGGAAAACUCCUCCCGCAUGCAUAGGGACUGUGUAUACACUCUUAGAAAAAGUUGGAGUUGGUUAGGUACGGUGGCACGAUGUAUGGAAAUACACUUAGCUAAUGCUUCAGAGUAUCACCAGUUUUUUCACGACUCGCAGUAUCUGUAUGAGGACAUGCAGAUUUAUCUUACUUGGCUGAACUCGGAGAACAUGAGAGAAAGAGUGGAGACGUUAGAACCGGGUACCAUCAUCAAACAUAUCAGGGAUGUGACUAAUACAUUGUUAGAUUAUCAGUCGCGAGUUGAGAAACUGAGUACAAGAAGUCACGAGGUGUACCCCAUACAUUUGAGAAAAGACAUUGAAGAGUAUGGAAUCAAAGGAAGGGCAUUAGUGGAUUACCAACAUCAAGAGGUGACAUUGAAAGAUGGGGAAGAGUGUAUUAUAUUGAACAAUACAGAUUCUGACAACUGGCAGAUAAGAUGUUCUGAUGGAACAGAGGCUGAGGUUCCAGGAAUUAUACUUGUUAUACCACCACCUGACAAGAAGGCUUAUAACGAAGCUGACAGGGCCAAAGAUCAGCUUGUAGUUAACUGGGAGACAACUCUGAAGAGACUAAGAGUUCAACUAACACAGUUUCUGACAGCCUCUGCUGAGGAUACGACAGUUAAAGAGUUGUACAGUAUAUCAGCCAAUCAGAAAGCAGAUCUCAUGAGACUGAUGAAUGAGGCUGUACAGGUGCUCAGACCUGAUCAGACAGAGGACGAUGUAGAUUAUCGUGACCUCGUCUCCCAGGCAACGACCUUCCGUAAGAUCUUGAGUCAAGUUAAACCAAGUGCUAAAGAUACCCAGAAUGGCACAACACUCACAUGGCAGGCUAACGCGAAGACAUUGACUAUAUAUAAGGAAUUUAUAACAUAUGCAAAGGCAUACAAUAAAAAUUUACACAACACGAGAGAGAAGACGGGUGUCCUGUUACCAGAUCUGACAGGACCGACGUACUCCUCAAAGGCCUAUUUUGAAAUGGCACUUCCAGUGGUAGAUAUCGACAUUCAGACCAAGAAGAUGUCGGUAACUAGGGUGCGAUCAGAGCUCUAUAUACAUGAAAGACGCCACGGUAAACCGCCAAUACCUCCUCCGAGACGACGUCAGAAACUACGUCGUGUAGCCUCGGCUGUUGGAGGUGACAGUGCCGCUGCCAGUGGAGUACUUAAAGACACAAAGUCGUUCGUGAUUGCAGGUGUAAUUGACCCACGUACCAAACAACAACUGAGCGUAUUCCAGGCACUAUCAAAUGGUAUAUUAGAUCAGAUCAAUGGUACAUAUAGGAACCCGGACACCGGAGAAGUCAUUUCUAUACCUGAAGCUAUUCAGAGAGGCUUGAUAAUUGCCGAUUUUAAUGAACAUCUUCAAAAUGGUAAUGCUGUCAGUGGAGGAUUUACGCCAAUGAGAAAUAAGAUGCAGACGGUCAUGUAUCCGGUAGAAGGGGUUAUCGAUCCUAAAACUGGAGAAUGGAUCGGUGUUAAAGAGGCUAUAACAUCUGGUAUAAUUGAUCCUCGGACUGGUUCCUACACAAACCCGCUCACCGGGGAAAAGAUGAGCAUCUUGGAGGCAGUCCAAAAUGGAUAUCUUGUCGCAGAUCCCGCUUUGUUAGAUGAAAUAACAGAAGAUAAUGGAAUGUUCACGUGCGUUGAUUUUUCAGAUGUUUCGUAUGACGUGCAGUCAGUUAUUAAUCCAAGUACAGGCGAAGAAUUAACAUUAAAACGUGCAAUACAAGAUGGUGUUAUUGACCCAAUGAACUCUCUGUAUCGUAAUCCCCAUACAGGGGAAACGAUGGCAUUAGCAGACGCAAUCAAAAAAGGAUUUAUUAAGGUGCGGCCGGUUGACUCGAACACUCCUAGUGAGAACGUUUUGACAUUUAAACAGCUUCAUAUUAAAAAACAAAAGUUUAUACCAGGUGCUGGAGAUAUUCUUGAAGGUAUUGAUGAAUUUGACGGAGAGGAACAUGACCCAAAUAAGAAACUAGCCGACAAAUUACGAUCAAAACAUGACGUUUCUGUGCCACUUCAAAAGAAUUCAGGUAAACGCGAAAUCUCACUUGAGGAAGCAGUUUCACAAGGUUUGAUUGACUUCGCAAAAAAUCAGUUCAAACUGCCUGGUCAAGAACCGAUGUCAAUCGAAGAAGCAAUUCAGAAAAAAUUGAUGUCACCAAAAGCUGCUAAAAAAAUUCUUGACGUUUAUAAAGAUAAUUCAUUGGGUGCUCUCAUUGAUGAAGGAAAGUUUGACCCAGAUACUGGCCUCGUAACUGACCCCAAUACAGGACAUACUAUAUCCCUUCAAGCUGCCAUCUCACAGAGAAUAAUUGACCCAAAUUCUGUCUUCCUUUUCGAUAACAAUUCUGGGAAGGUCAUAUCACUGGCAGAUGCUAUAGAAAAAGGACUGUUCAAUCCUGAAACAGGUAAAUUUGUUGAUCCAAAAACAGGUGAAGAAAUGACUUUAUCUGAUGCUGUGUUGAAAGGAUUAGUGCAAACCCAUAUUGAUCCAAAUAAAAUUGUAGAAAGUAAUGAAAUAUUAGGAAAAUUAGCACCUUUAACAGACACCAGUGUAAAAUGUGUUGUUUCUCCCUUGACCGGAGAAGAAAUUUCAUUAGAGGAUGCAAUUAAACAAGGCAUUUUAGAUUUGAAAAAUGGCCAGUAUAUCAAUCCAUUAACAGGUGAGGCAAUACCUUUAGCAGAAGCAAUAAAGGCGGGAAAAAUAGAUCCACGUUUAUGUGUUCCAUUACUAGAGGCACUAAAUAAAAUGUCUCUGAAGGAUUUGGCAAAUAACGGUGUUAUCAAUUUAAGAAAUGGAAUUAUAACAGAUCCCGUUACCGGACAACGUAUGACAAUGUCGGAAGCAAUCGAUAAUGGAGUGUUUGAUCCAAACAGUGUCAUGCUUGUAGAUAAUGAAAGUGGAAAUAUUGUAAGUUUAGGUUCUCUCAUAGAUUCUGGAAUAUUUGAUCCUGAAAUUGGUAAAUUCCGUAAUCCGCAAACUGGAGAAGUAAUGUCCUUGGAAGAAGCCAUUGAACGAGGUUUAAUUGAACCGGAAAUAAAUCCGGAUGUUUUUGCCGAUACUUCCUCAUCUUUACGAGAUUUGAUUGAUAGUAACCGUGUUAAUCCAAGAACGACAAGUUUUGUUGCGCCAAACGGGCAGAAGAUGUCCCUGCGUGAUGCACUUGCCAACGGUUUCCUAACAAUGACCUCAAAGGUCAAGAUUGAUCCAGCUAGCGGGGAUGUCAGUUUGGCGACGGAGGAAGAGGAGGUGGUACAAAGCCUGCUGGAUAUUAAAGAAAAGUCCGAAUGGCUGGAGGAUAUAGAAAGAAAGCUAGCACAGCAAAAACCUCCCAGUGAAAGGCUUGAAACCCUGGAGAAACAAAGGGAAGACUGUCAUGAUCUGAAACAAGGAGUUGAGGAGAAAGAGGUAGAAAUUAAAGAAUCUAUACAACAAGUCCAGACACUGGUACAGACAAACAAAGCUGAUAAAAAAGACGAGUGCGCACAACAACUACAGAAACUUAAAUCUAGCUCUACAGACCUGAAAGUUCGGCUUGACACUGCUGCAAGUGAGGCCAGUAAGCGUUGCAAGCGUCUGGAUGAUAUGUGCGAUGAUUUGGAAGAUUUCUACGGCAAGUUACAGGAGCUUGAUCAAUGGUUAGAUCACGCCUUUGAACGGACGGAGGAUCUACAGUCUUCCAAGAAUGGCAUUGACGUACAAUACAGUAACUUCAAGGACUUUGUUGAAGAGCUCCAAGGGAAGGAGGAAGAAAUGUCAAAGGUCAUCAAGAUGGCAGACAACUUUAAAGAAGAAGCGCAGGAUUUUGAAAAAGAGGCUGAAAAUUUCAAGAAGCGUCUUCAGUUUAUGCCGCCUAUACAAGAAGAGGGAGAUAAUCAGGUCAUCGAUGAUGAACUUGAGGCUCUCGAAGCCAAAUACAAAGAUAUUUCCCGUAAAUGUGCCAAACAUUUGGAAAAACUUUCCGGUCUUGUCAAAUACAAGAAGACAUUUGAUGACCUGAAUGAUAAGCUUGAAAACAUCUAUCCGACCAUUGAGCAAGCUCUUACUGACAUUGAUGAAGAAAUGUUCGGUAAAAAUCCUGAUGAGGAUAAGAAAAACUACGCACAACUUAAAGAUCUGAAAGGAGAUUUGAUUGGUCAGGAAAGAAAAUUGAAGGACUUUACUAAUGCAGCAGAUAAACUGGUUGCAGGCUUAAAUGAAAUGGGUAUGAAACAUAAAGCUGAUGAUGUGAAAAAGAAGGUGUCAAAUGUAAGGGAUAAGCAUGAUCUUCUAAGUGAAGAGAUUGCAGAAAAAGAACAACAGUUGGAUACAGCAGUGUCUCAGCAACAAAGUGUUGUAAAUAGAUUGGAAGGUUUAAAAAAUUGGGCUGCUGAAGCAGAGAACAUUCUAGAUGAAAGACCACUCAUAAGUUUGGAUAAAGACAAACUGAACCAGCAGAUGCAAGACCAAAGAGUUCUUACGUCUGAAAUAGAAACUAACAAAGGAAUGUUAGAAAGAUUGUCACACGAGGCAGCAGAGACGUCGUCUGCUCAGGAUGCUGAAGAAGCUUUAUCUGACUUGAGUGAGCUUCUAGGUGAACUUGAGCGUAAGGCUGAGAUCAGGAUGUAUGAACUGGAGGAAGUGUUGUCAAGUAUAAAUGAGAUUGAUGGAAACAUGGUCAGUGUUGAUGGUUGGGUAACAGAAGCUAUCAAGAAUCUUAAAACUAAACCAAAAGGCACAACACAGAAAGCUAUGAAAGCAAAGGUUGACAUGCUGUAUGGAGAGAAACGUGAGAAGGAAUUUGACAUGGAGAAUUUACGAAACACGUCACGACGUCUGAUGGAUGAUGAUAGAGUGUGUGACCAGUUUGUCAUGAAGGAGGGUCUGUCAGAGGUGGAGGCUAAAUGGCAUGAACUGACAGAGCUGCUUGUCCAACAAGUCUCUUUAGAGGCCCUGACAGAGGUUGAUGGAAUGUUGAAAUAUCUGGAUAAGGCUGAGAAUGAAAUAAACACGGCAGAACCUAUCAGCAUCGAGCCUGAGACCCUAGGAGUACAACUGAAGGAAAAUGUGUCAUUUAAUGCCGAUCUGAAUGAAAAGCGUAAUGCAGUAAAGGAUAUUAUCAACAAGUGUAACAAGAUGUUACGCGAGACAACAAACGCACAGACGGACGAAAUAAAAAGUCGACUUGAAAGUAUUAAAGCCCAGGCUGAUAUAGUAUGUCACUUGAGUGCAGACAGACUACAGCAGUUAGAGGCUGCGUUACCCCUGGCAACAUCAUUCAGUGAGAGUCACGCCGAGGUUGCCGGGUGGCUGGAUGAGAUGGAAGCCGAGCUGAAGGCACAAGGCUCUCCCGGGGACACCCUGGAUCAAGUGAAAAAACAGUAUGAAAAUCUUAAGACAACCCAACAGAUAAUAGAAGACAGGAAACCUUUUAUAGAUGACCUGAAUGCCACAGGUCUAGAACUAAUGGAAUUAUGUGGCGAUAGUGAUGCCGGAGACAUACAGACAAAACUUGUCAACGUAAACGAAAGAUUUGAAAAACUGAAACUUGGAGCGAGAGGAAAACUUCGAGAGAUGUCCGACGUAAGGCAGAACAUGACACAAGAGGUGUCAGAUGGGUUGGAUAAUUUGUUAGAGGACCUUUCUGGCUUGAACAGAGUUAUUGUCAAUGCUGACCCAAUACCAGCCAGUACAGAUAAACUCAAAGAUGACCUUGAAGAAAAUAAGGUAAUCCUGGAAGAGUUGGAUAGAAGUAGACCACAUAUACACAGGGCAAUAGAGAUGGCCAAAAAAGUUGUUGCUCAAGGAAAUGAAGACGAAAUUGAAGCUGAUGAUAUUAAACAGAAAAUCUCAGAAUUGAAUGGAUUGGCCAAUCAGAUUAAAGAAGGUGCUCAAAACAGAGAAGUUGCUUUACAAGAUGCCUUAGAAGUUGCCGAGAAGUUCCACGAUCUGUGCGGAGAUACCAUGAGUAACUUGCGUGAUCUUAAAGAUAAUAUGAUAUCCCAGGAACCUCCUGGUGUUGACCCUCAAACUGUGAAAGAACAACAGAAAGAAUUGAAGGAAUUGAGAAAAGAACUAGGUAAGGCCAGGUUGUCUCUAGAUGAGUGUAGACAGAAAGGUGAACAGUUAGGAACGUUGGUUGGUGACCCAGGUCUUAUUGAGAUACGUAAACAGUUAGAGGAUAUCCAUCAUUUAGCUGACGAUGUUCACGAUAUUGCUAAAGAAAGAGACGAUGAUUUGAGAACGGCAUUAAAUCACGCUGACAAGUUUCAGCAACUUCAAGAGUCCCUGGAGGAAUGGUUACCAGUGGAGGAGCACAAGCUGGCCAGUAUGAAACCUCUGUCAAACGACCUUGAUACACUUCAGAAACAAGUGGAUGAGCUGAAGUUUUUCAAGUCCAAUGUUCACCCGCAUGUAACCGAUGUCCAACAGUUGAAUCAAGAGUUAGCUGCCCUUAAAGAUAUGUCGCCAGUUGCCGCGGAAACCCUUCAACGUCCCGUUGAAACUAUCAAUGCAAAAUGGGCAGAUAUGGUUCAAGCCAUAAGUGAACGAGAGGUUAAAGGUCACAUUUCUUUGGCUAACCUUCAGGAGAUGCAAUGUAAGGUUGGUGAUAUUGAACGAGGUAUGCUGGACGUUACAAACUCGCUGGAGAAGGCAAUGACAGAGUUAAACCUUAUGGAUAUAGCCACAGGCGAUCCUAAAUGCCUUGAAAAACAUUUGAAGAAAUUGAAUCUCCUUCAGUCAGAUGUAAAAGGUCAAGAGCGAGCUUCAAGGAAGUUAAAUAAGGCCCUAGAUGAUACUCUCUCACGUGGAGGUCAGGAUAGUCCUCAGAUGAGAGGCGUUCAAGAUGAGAUGAAUGAAAUGUUACGACGUGUACAGGCAGACUCUAAAGAUAAAGAGGCUAAAAUGCAGGAAAAAUUGAGACAGGUGAAGAAGUAUGUAGGAGAUGUAGAUGAUAUGAUACAGUGGAUUAGUGAUCUACGUACAGAGCUCAAAUCAAACACCCCAUUUGGUGCUUUACCCGACACUGCCAAGGAACAGUUUGAAAAAUUCCAGGAGAGGCAUCAGGAACUACAGAAAAGGGAGGAGCCAACAAAAGGUUUGCUAGAGAAAGGUCAAGAGUUCAUUGAUGCAUGCCCACCUGAAGAUGUUGUACAGAUCUCUGAUCGUAUGAAGAAACUCAAAGACCUAUGGAACGAUACAAAAGAUAGAGCUCAGAAAAGAAAGGACAAAAUGGAUGAGCAUCUACUCAACAUUGAUGAAUUCCAUGGUACUCUAAAGAACUUCACUGACUGGCUGAAUAAUGCUGAAGUUGCUAUACGUGCCUUUAAAUAUCCAAGCAAGAUCGUACAUAGAGUUGUCAAACAGAUGGAAGACCAUAAUAAACUAAAAGCAGAGCUAGAUGCCCAGAUCGACAAAAUGCACACACUGGACAGAACUGGUACCUACCUCAAAUACUUCGGUCGUAAGCAGGAUACCAUCUAUAUAAAGAAUCUAUUGGUUGGUAUCCGGCUACGAUGGAAGAAGCUGUUAAGAAGAACAGAUGAGAGAGGAAGACUGUUCAAACAGGCCUACAAAGAAGAUAAAAGAUUUCAUGAUGCAUGGAAGACGCUUUGUGAUUGGUUGGAUGAAAGUACUCCUAAACUUACCAGAUUUAUGUCCCCUGGAUACGCAUCCAAACAGGAUGUUGAUGAGCUAAAGGACACGACUACACAUGAGCUUGAGAGAUUCCAGCAGCAGUUAGCCGCCAAACACCCAGCAUUUUAUUCAGCAUCUCGCCUCGGACGUAAUCUGAAGGACAGAUGCACUAAAGCAGAUCCUGAGCGUGAGGAGCUCCAGCAGAUGCUUGAUGAUCUGAAAAAUAAAUGGAAUUCUGUUCGUUCUGUUGUAUCCAAAAGUCAAAACAAACUGGACGAGGCCUUGUUGACCUCUGGGCGAGUUGCCGACGCCCUGAGCUCGAUGCUGGAAUGGCUAGGCAAGGUACAGUCCAGCCUCGGAGAGGACCAGCCCAUCCUAGGUGACCUUGACACUGUCAGUAUGCUGAUUGAGCAACAUAAGGCACUACAGCAAGAGUUAUCCGCCCGGGAGCAGACGGUCGCAGCAAUGAAAGCCUCGGGUAACUUGCCUCCAAUACAGAUGGAAGAGUUGAACAGUCUGUGGGAGUCUGUGAACAUGUUGAGUGAAGUGAGAGAGGCAAAGCUGAAGGAGUCAUUACAACUGGCUGAAGAGUUCCAGGGAGUUGUACAAGUUAUGAGGGAAUUUUUACCUCAGGCCGAGGCUGAACUUAAGUUCAAAUCUUUGCCAGAAGAUGAAGUUGCUAUAAUACAACUUAUAGAAAAACAUGAGAAAUUCCAAGCAGAGUUACGGGAUCAUCAGGAAGGAGUAGAUAAGAUCAAAUUGUUAGCCGAGGAAAUCUUGCUCAACUGUCACCCAAAUGCCAUUAGAUUUGUCAAAUAUUACCUAACCAUUACACAGACGAGAUGGGAUCAGUUAUUACAACGUGCUAAAUCUAGAGAACACAGAUUACAGGACGCCUUACGUGCCAUACAAGGUAACGCAGCUUUGGUGGAGGAGCUAUUGUCAUGGUUGACAGAUGCUCAGGUGCUAUUAUCUACCAAAGAGAAAGAUCCUGUUCCAGAUGAUGUAGGGGUUGUUGAUACACUAUGUAAAGAACAUGCAGAAUUUCACGAAGAAAUUAACAGUAAGAAUGCAGAUGUGGAAAGAUUAACUAAAAUUUUACAACACGAUCCAAAAUCGCCCGGUGGACCUAGAAAUUUUGGAAGUCAUUCAAGAUUAAAUGAAAUCGACGGACAUAAUCCACGAGUUAUAGCGUUACAAAAUCGGUGGAGAACUGUAUGGAGAACGAGCGUGGAUAGAAAAAAGAAAUUAGAGGAUGCUUUAGAUACAUUGAUGGAAAUAGAGAGUAUUAAAAACUUUGACUUUGAAUUGUGGAAAGCACGUUAUUUAAAAUGGUUACAAACAAAGAAAAUGAGAAUAACGGAUUUCUUUAGACGGCAGGAUAAAGAUGGCGAUGGUUUCUUGUCACGAGAUGAGUUUGUAAACGGAAUGUUACAUUCAGGUUUUAAAACAAAUAAGACAGAAAUGAAUGCUGUGUUUGAUUUGUUUGAUAGAGAAAACCGAGAUUUUAUAGAAUACCAGGAAUUUAUAGAGGCCAUGAAACCUAAAAGACAUCAAAAGGAAAGAUUAAAAGGUGGCAAUAAAAUGAUGUCAGACACAGAGCUUAUACAUGAUGAGAUAGACAGAGAAGUGGCAUUAUGUACAUGUAGAAGUCCCCUACGUGUCGAGAUGGUAGAUGAAUGUAAAUAUAGGUUUGGAGAAAAAAGUACGAUAAGAUUAGUACGGUUUUUAAACAGCUGCGUUAUGGUUCGAGUAGGAGGAGGAUGGAUAACUCUAGAUGAAUUUUUAGAAACUAACGACCCUUGUAGAGCAAUAGAAAAAAGGGUUAGCAAUAUAAGGGCAUUAAAUAAUGUUCUUGAACAGCAUUUUUAUGGGACACGAGGGAGAACAAAUUAUGAUUUGAGGAAGACACUAGGUGGCGCCGAAACACCGACAUCUCCGAACGGAAAUUCAACGUUUCGUUCGCGUAGCGGUAGCGGCACUUAUGGGUAUAAAUCUCGACAAAAUGACACGGGUUAUGCGUCAUCUAUAUCAUCAGCGGGAAGUUCGGGAGACAGUUCACUUAGACGUAGUAAGCAGAUGACGACCUCAAUGGUAAACCUGUCCGGAAAUUCAAACAGUAAAUUUGUGAAUUCAUUACGAAAACAUCCUGAUUUUGGUUCAUCAGGAAGUUUGUCUCGUUCAAAACGUCUAAGCAGUUCAUCAUCAAACAUUACUCCAACAAAGCCACGCACACCUUCAACCAGUACGGGUACACCACGGUAUAUGAGCCCACGUCAACCUUUCGGGCGCUCCACUACACCUACGCCAUCAACUGCAUUUGGGCGAUCCACUACACCGACGCCACCUAGAUCAUCACUGUCAACACCGCGACUAUCUUCCACACCCAAAGCUACACCAACAAGAUCUGGUCGUCAGACGCCAACCGGUCGAACAACACCAACGCCAAGUGGUCGCACCACACCAACUAUGGCUAACGGACCAAGGCGUCUCCCGACCACGCCGAAAACCCCAAAAGUGUAGUAUCAAACUAAUAACAGAUACAGUGUUAAAACGUUCCAAUAGUGCCAGUAUGACUCAUUGUUACUGAAGUACAUUAUA
Ruditapes philippinarum (Manila clam) is the source of this 10970-nucleotide messenger RNA. Its product is annotated as microtubule-actin cross-linking factor 1, isoforms 1/2/3/4/5-like. Gene Ontology annotation, cellular component: cytoplasm; cytoskeleton; membrane. The record is from RefSeq and is a predicted model, not a curated record. Gene Ontology annotation, molecular function: calcium ion binding; microtubule binding; structural molecule activity. The transcript is spliced from 56 exons. The coding region runs from base 324 to 10892 and encodes 3522 amino acids. Gene Ontology annotation, biological process: intermediate filament cytoskeleton organization; wound healing. NCBI's taxonomy places the organism in Eukaryota, Metazoa, Mollusca, Bivalvia, Venerida, Veneridae.